AUUAAAAAUAUGCUCCAGAUUUGUCUUAGAAAGAUGUUUCUACUUUGGUUAGUCUUCCUGGGAAGAAUGGCUGCUCAACAAUGUACUGCUGAGCAAGAGGCCGCAGGGACUAAGUCCAGACUUGCUGUUUUUUAAUGAAACUGUGAAUAGUCAGCAUCUUUAUAUCCCGUUUGCAGAGCCUGUGAACCGCCAAGAUCCUAACUCUGAUGUUAUGAUAAUGCAAUAUAACCCGAAUCGAGAUGAAGUUUAUAUCAAAAGAAUGGAUAAUAGUGCCACAACUCAGCUUUGCUCUACCACUAUAAACUUUUGGAACCUCAGAGUUUAUGAUGAAUCUCUUAUAUUCAACGACACUCUAUUUGUUGUGCAGAACUACAACACAGCCAAUGCGAGCAGAAGAGGUGUCCUCAGGAAAUUCUCUGUAGAUAACUGCACUGAGAUCGACCAUGUGCGUGUUCCUACAUAUUAUGGCUAUGUCAGAGAACUGACCUUCUUCGAUGAUAAUGGAGACUUCCGAAUUCUUCUGACUCAAAGCAACACUAACAGGUUCUUAAUUCUUCUGGUCUACGACUUUGAUUUAAAUCUGUUGUAUUCAAAGGAGACCAACUUGGUAACAGAGGCAUUGUGGCUGCAUGCAGACUACGACACAGGACCUCUGGCAACCAAGUGGUGAGCCCAGGCUUCAGUUCCAUGUGAAAACACCAACUUGCUUAUUUUGUUUGCAGGCUCGUCUAAAGUGAAUCUUUUGAAAGUUUCAGUGACACUCUAAAUAUUGCUCAUUGGAAUUUGGAGUUUGACAAUUCAGAGACGAUUCCUUCGUGAAUUAUGGUUGAUAGGGAUACUAACAAGGUGUAUGUUGUCAACAUAUAUCAUAAUACUUCAAAUACAGUGAAGAAAACUUUCCUGUAUAAGAUCGCCAAUGAAGAUGGGACUUCAGAAACCUCCUACAUGAUAAAUGGAAUUGGCACAUCAGACUCACCUCCAAGAUUGAGGCUCUAUGACGGGAAGCUCAUGCUGAUCACUUCGGAUGGUGAGAUCUUCUACAUAAGGAAGGAUACUCUAUCCAUCAUUUCUCAAUACAGUAUCAGUUCUUCGGAGAAUGACUUCAGAAUGAGGUUUGAACACAUAGUAGGCGACUACAUGUAUGCUGGAGGGACUUAUAGGGACUCUUCAAGCAUUUCUUUUGGUGUUUAUUAUAAAACGAGGCUUCCUUAUUUCAACGAUAUUGAAGAAUCUGUUCUGAAUUUCGUUGUUUCCACGGCUUCGUGGUCAAUAUCUAACAUAACAAGCUUACCAACUUUCAUCACACCAAUCACGCUAUCUGCUUACACUGUGAGUUCAGGAACUGAAGCUCUUGUGGAUCUAGGAGCAAGUUUUAUAGUUGCCAAAAUUGGAAUAAGCGUCGCUCAGAAGUACUACUUCUUUCCUCAGACGGACUUAUUCUACUGCCUCCAAGGUGAAGAGUGAUCCUUCAACUUGAGUCCACAAGCCUGCGUGGUUGGAGCCUCUUCUACAUUGACAUACAGGCUGUUAGACAAUGAGACCAGAGUCGAACAAAUUUCAGGAAUUUACGCGAAUGCUUCUGUAAGCUCUUCUGGGAUUGUGGGCGUUACAGGGAUCCAACAAGGUAACCAAACUCACGAGUAUGAUGUGAUUGCUCCUGAUGGCCAAAACUUAAUUAGAAGUUCACUCCAAUUGGUUAUCAGAAAUUGAUCACUUAUCCAAAACUGUGAACAAUGCCAAAUUGAUUCGUUAGGCAAUGUUCAGUGAACACAAUGAGCAUACCCAGAGUACGAGCUUGAUUCCGAGCAAAAUUCGUGUAUAGUCAGACAGAUUUCAUCGUUCAGCGAUACCUCAACUAAGGUAGUGCAAGGAGCUGUCGGAGCCCAACUUGCGGCAGUGACAGUAUUAUCUAUGGUAGGCAAUCAAGCCAAUACUCAAGUGGUCUGGAAAAUUGUGAAUCACUUCCAGAACUUGAUGCUGCUUAUCUGUCUGCAAGUGAUGAUUCCAUACAAAUACACGCAGACACUUGUCGGUUUCCAGGUGAUGAUGUUCGACUUCAGGCCUCUGGUGCCGCUCUUAGAUGAGUACUUUGAAUAUUUAAAGAAGUGGUUCGGUAGCGAAAACAAAGUGCUGAAGCAGUUCAACGACACAGGCUUUGACUACUUCAGCGUGUUCAUAAACUACAACACCACAUUUCUGUUCGCUAUGUUGGGUGUGCUAUUUCACAUGGUAUCAACACCCAUCUACAAUCACACUGAUAAAAGAAUGCUGAAAUGAUCGACUUCUUGAGUUGUCAGGAUUUAUGAAGGGUUGACAUUUGGCUUCUACAUCAGAGUUAUAUUUGAGAUGGCCUUAUUCAUGAUUCUCAACUCAGUGCUCGAGACAAUUGGUCUAUACCACAAAAUUAAAGACGGAAAGCCCUUCGGAGGAUGGGUAGCUUCCAACGUGUUUGCAAUCUUAUCGAUCAUAUUUUAUGUGGCGUUUACCAUUAUCAUUUACAUCAAGUUAAAAACUUCAAGAAGAAAAGUUGCUGACAAGGAUUCAGCAGCAAUAUCAAAUUUUGAGCUCAACGAGAUGAACAUUGUAAGUAGGAGACUGAAUUUUAAUAAAUUUGGAGAAUUAAGAAGUGGUCUCAAGAUCUAUCACUCGCAUCACCUCUUAUCCAAACUUGCUUAUUAUUACCAACUCAUUUUCAUGCUUCGAAGAUUCAUGAUGGUUGGAGUGAUUGCAGCCUUUAUUGGAUACCGAAGCCAAACAGCUACUUACGUGCAAGAAAGCAUCUUGUUGGUGAUGCAGCUUGUCUUUCUAGGAUAUAUCAUACCUGCUAGGCCUUUUAAGCAGACAGAAAACAAUGUGAUUGAGGUUCUCAACGAAUUUGUGUUUCUAUUUCUGAUAAUAUGCACGUUUGCACUUCCAUCAGACAGCAGUGGGCCUAAAGACUUCGUGAUGAAGUACGACAUGAAGGAAGAAGUCAUGACCACCACUGUGAUUGCUUCAGCCUUGGUAGUGUCAUUGAUCAGCAUUUCCUGGAUGGUAGCUGUUAAAAUCAAAGAAGUAUUCAAUAGAUGUAAAACUAAGCGGAAGACUUUGUACGUCCCUAGCUCUUGCCAAGGUAUAAGCAAGUAUCUUCCAAGAAACCAAGUUCUUGCUAAUGAAGGCAUGGUUAGGAACCGGACCAAUACUAAUGAAAAGAACAGUGAGUCUCAUCUGUCGAAACUCCCAAUGAAAAGGUAAGAAUGUUGCGCUCAAAAUUGAAAGAAAUAAUAU
Moneuplotes crassus is the source of this 3267-nucleotide messenger RNA. Lineage: Eukaryota; Ciliophora; Spirotrichea; Euplotida; Euplotidae. The record is from the annotation of a GenBank genome assembly.